Molecule: messenger RNA, 2024 nt
Organism: Pectinophora gossypiella (pink bollworm)
Lineage: Eukaryota; Metazoa; Arthropoda; Insecta; Lepidoptera; Gelechiidae
Gene: heix
Product: ubiA prenyltransferase domain-containing protein 1 homolog
Exons: 1
Coding region: 300-1289 (329 amino acids)
Biological process (GO): vitamin K biosynthetic process; menaquinone biosynthetic process
Cellular component (GO): endoplasmic reticulum; Golgi membrane
Molecular function (GO): prenyltransferase activity
Source: RefSeq, a predicted model, not a curated record
ACUAUCGAUUAAUUAUCGAUACUAUCGUUUUUUUGGUAAACUAUCGAUAGUUCGAUCGAAAACUAUCGAUAGGGCGCUAUCGAGCGGCAACACUGGACGAUUGUUAAAAAAAAAUGUCUAAGUUUAUAAUGUUCUAACGGGAAUCUGUUUAUAUUACUUUAAUUCAUGUUUUCUGUUGAGUUUACAGUCGAGACGUGUCAUUCAGUUGUGGUUUAGCUUCUAUAAUGAUAUAAUAUUAUUUAGGUGCCUACUGAACGAAUAUCAGUGUAACUUUUAAGAGUAGAUAAACGAUAGUCGCAAUGGAAAGCGAGAAAAAAGUUGAAGAUGCUACAAAUGCGGAAGGGAACCUACUGGAACAGCCGAAAGAAGAAAUAAUUUCGACGCGGAAUCCCUUGAUGAAAGUGCGUACCUACGUGCUGGCGCUCCGACCGUGGUCAUUGAGCGCGAGCUUGCUUCCGACCCUUUUGGGCUCUGCGCUGGCUUAUCGUCUGCCUGGAGACGCCGGGUUCAGUUGGCUGACCCUCGUACUCACAAUAUGUACGGUUUUACCAGUUCACGGUGCGGGGAAUGUCGUAAACACAUACUUUGAUUUUGUUAAAGGAAUAGACAAUCGCAAAUCUGACGACAGAACUCUUGUUGAUCAUAUUUUAACUAUAGAUGAAGUUGUCUCACUUGGUGCUAUUCUGUACAUGGCAGGUUGUGCAUUCUUUGUCCCGUUAGUGAUAUCAUCACCAGCUCGAAUGGAGCAUUUAGCUUUAGUUUACUUUGGAGGACUGUCAUCAUCAUUUUUGUACACGGGAGGAAUAGGUUUGAAGUACAUCGCUCUAGGUGAUAUUUUAGCUCUAGUCAUAUUUGGGCCUGUAUCAGUUGUAUUUUCUUUCUUAGCACAAACAGGAAGAGUUGAUUGGCCUAUUAUUUAUUACACAAUACCACUUGCUUUAAAUACUGAGGCAAUUUUACAUAGCAAUAAUACAAGAGAUCUAGAGGCAGAUAGCAAAGCAGAGAUUGUGACAUUAGCUAUACUGAUUGGAACAACAGCUUCUUAUUUAUUGUAUGCAUUUUUACUCUUUACUCCUUACAUUAUGUUUGUAGUAGCAUCAGUAAGGUGUUCACUUUGGUUUUUAAUUCCCAUGCUGACUUUGCCUCGAGCAUUUGAAAUUGAGAGGAGAUUUCGCUGUCCAGAGACUAUGCGCUAUGUGCCGCGACAAACUGCCAGACUCAAUUUUUACUUUGGUAUGUUGUACAUGAUCUCUUGUUUAUUUGCUUAUAGAUUACCAUUUCUUCUAUAGGUUUUUUUUUUCAACACUUAAUACUUGUUUGUGUACUUAAAACUACUAUAGACUGUGCUAGCCUCCACUGAUUUAUUCAUGUAAAUAUUUAAACCAGUAUAAUAGCUUUUUAUAUGUGUGCAUGGGAUCUGAGGGAUUUAUGUGUGCUUGUUUCAUGUCAAUUACAUCUGUGAGUUGGCAGAUAGUUGGCAAAGUUAUUGUAUUGUAAACUUUGACAAUUACAAGAUGCCGACAGAAAAAAUACAUUUAAAAAUAAACUGUAUGUUUUCUUUGACAUGUUUCUAUUGCAUUUAACUGCAAUACAUUUUGUAGAACAUCUUUAAAUACAAAUGUAUUAUCAAUUAAAAUAUAUUUGUAGCUCUUGUUGCAAUGUCAAAUUCUAAGAUUUCAGUAAUCUUGUGUUGAAGAACUUAUGAUGACAGUUGUUGAUAACAUUUCUAUUCAAAUGCUAAGCAGAGUUCAUUGUGAAAGGAAAGUAAACCAUUAAAUAUUUAUUUUUAACUCUAGGUAAUUUUAUAUGAACUACCUCUUAUUACUUGCGUAAAAAUUGUGAAAUAUUUUUUAUCCAUUUAUUUCUGGCUUUUGUAGUCAUAAGAAUAUUAGAAUCUUCUCUAGGUUAAGUAACAGAAUGCAUCGACAAUAAUUUAUCAUAAGCAUUGGAAAUAUAUUGUAAUUUAUUUUGUUUUAUAAUUACAAAAAGGAUAUUUAUAUUAAAAUGAAAAAUAUUGUUGCACA